AUGUUUCAAUUUGUACUUGCUGGAUGGGAAGGGUCAGCUUAUGAUGCAGUUGUUCUUAGUGAUGCAAUUGCAAAAGGAUUUCAUAUGCCUAGACAAAAUUUUUACCUAGUUGAUCAUGCAGGCUAUACAAGUUCUUCACAGUUUUUUACCCCUUAUAGAAAUGUUAGAUAUUAUUUGAAGGAACAAAUAAUAGGAAACCAAGUGUGAGUACUCUUUUAAUAUCUAUUUAGAUUUGUUUUUUUUAAGUAUGACAAAACUUUUACUAAUUAUAUUAGACCAAGCAUGGUAAAAGAACUCUACAACCUCCAUCAUGCAUCUGCACGAAAUUGUGUGGAAAGAAUCCUAGGAAUGCUUAAGUACCAGUUUCCAAUCUUA
This is a messenger RNA of Tuber aestivum (summer truffle), 375 nucleotides long. NCBI's taxonomy places the organism in Eukaryota, Fungi, Ascomycota, Pezizomycetes, Pezizales, Tuberaceae. The record is from the annotation of a GenBank genome assembly.